AUGGAUCCGCAAGGGAUAAUAUGGGCAGUGGGGAGCCUAGUUGAGGAGUUAGGGAGGGCGAAAGCCUUUUCCCUAAAGCAUUUCAAGGGUGACUCGGAUGAUCCAUGGGCGAUAUUGGCUACUUGGAGACAGAGGGUAAUGAGACGCGUGGUGAGGUCGUGGUUGCCGUCACCGAAGGGAGCGGUCAAGUUGAAUACAGAUGCCAGCGUGACGAGAGGGAAGGUAUCAGGGGGUGGCUUCCUACGGGACCAUGAGGGUAAAUUGAUCUUUGCGUUCUACAAAGAGUUCGGAGAUGUUGAUGUGCUGACUGCUGAGAGUUUGGCAUUGUUACACGGUUUGCUCUUCUGUGAUAGAGGUCGGGCUCAAAGAUUAUUGGUGGAGGUGGAUUCGGCGGGAUUGGUCCAGUUGCUAGACUCGGGGACUUUGGCGAAAUGGCCGUUAUGUAACUCAUUACGCCGGAUUCGGGGUCUGCUAAAAAGCUUCAAUGCUACAGCAAAACACAUAUUCAGAGAGGCGAACUCCGCGGCGGAUAAAUUAGCAACGACGGAUUCCCAGGAUGAUUUUUUCAGCACGUCACUCCAGCACCUCCCGAGGGAGGUUAGGGCUAUUUUACUUUUGGAUAGUAGGGGAGUCCCAGUUGUUCGUACUCAAGGUGGGAGGGUAUAG
Messenger RNA from Coffea arabica (coffee), 666 nucleotides. The record is from RefSeq and is a predicted model, not a curated record. NCBI's taxonomy places the organism in Eukaryota, Viridiplantae, Streptophyta, Magnoliopsida, Gentianales, Rubiaceae.